UUGUAAACAAAUUUUUAAUCGAUAUAAAUUAAAAAGUUUCCCUCAUUUUUUGUUAAGGGAAGUUUAGUAGAUUUAAUGUAUGAGUGAACGGUCACAUUGCAUUCGUAGCGACGACGAAAGGCAUGUCAGGCGAUAUGUAACGCGUAUGGAAUAAAAAAUAAUUAUUGGACAAAAAUAUAUUUUAGCAAAUCAUACACGUAUUAAGUUACGUACAUUUUUUAAUCUAACAUAAAAGCUGAUGCUAAGUUUGGUGUUUUUGUGAAAAAUAAGUUUAAUUUCCAAAAGCUCUUAAGAAUUGUUAAUGUGACACAAAAAUUUUUACAUGCCGCACACACAAGCGCUUUAGAGACUUAGUACAUGUACAUGUGUAUGCAAGCGAGUGAAAAUUGCAAAGGCCAGUUAAAGAAAGGCGUGUGGUGCGUGUGUUGUGUGUAGAUGAAAGUGCAAUAUCGAUCAUUUACGCGCUUUGUCAUACAGUCAAGCUGUCCAAAACAUUUUUUCUUGGUUUAACCUUUGUCACCCGCUUACUAAAUAAUGCCGCUACUUGCCUAUAAGGAACAACGCAUUCUAAGUCCUCAACAACUGCGCAAGCUUAGCGAACAUAAAUACUCAUGCUUCAGCGCAAGUUUGCUAGAUCCAUUGCUCCAACCGUGGUGGAAUUGGUUGGUCGCCCAAACGCCACUUUGGCUAGCGCCCAAUCUCAUAACAAUCGUCGGUCUAAUACUCAACAUUGUGACAACGCUGAUAUUAAUUUGCUACAGUCCGAACGGAGUCGAGCCGCCACCACGUUGGACAUGCUUUCUCUGUGCUCUUGGGCUCUUUGUCUAUCAGAGUUUAGACUCUAUAGACGGCAAACAGGCGCGGCGCACCAACACUUCGUCACCGCUAGGUGAGCUCUUUGAUCAUGGCUGUGACUCCAUAUCAACUAUAUUUGUGGCUCUUUCGGCGUGUAUAUCCUGCCAACUAGGCCACUACCCGAACUGGCUGUUUUUCCAGUGCUUCUGUGCGAUAGCAUUAUUCUAUUGUGCCCACUGGCAAACUUAUGUGUCUGGAACGAUGCGAUUUGGACGCAUCGACGUGACUGAAGCACAAUUUUCGAUUAUUGCCAUACACUUAGUUUCCGCUAUUUUAGGGCCGGAGAUUUGGUUGACCAAGGUUGGCUUUGGCAAGAUUGAGCUUUGGUAUGGUCCGGCUAUAACGACCAUUGUGUGUGGUGUAAUAUCCUUAACAUAUGUAUUUUCCAUCGUUGUCGCCGGCGGUGUUGGCAAAAACGGCUCCACAGUUGCUAUUCCUAUCUUGGGAGUUUCGUGGAAUUAUACCAUAUUAGUAUUUAUCACUUUCGGUUAUACCUUGAAUAUAAUCAAUUUUCAAAAAAUGUUUAUUGAAGGCGGCAGUGGCAAAAACGGCUCAUCAGUUGCUAUGCCUUAUCUCGAGUGUGAAACACGCUGCUUGCCGUUCUAUAUGGCCAGUGGAAUUGACUUGAGUUUAGCAUUACGUUACUCGAAAUCAAUUUUGAACGAAGGCUGUGGAAAGAAUGGAUCAUCCGUUGCAGGUACCAGUGUACUAUCGCCUAGUAUACCACUUACUCUAGUGGUCCUACCGGCGCUCAUGAUUGCCCAAAAGUCCCCGGAUAAUAUUUUUACGGAGCACGCUUCUGUUUUUAUUCUGGCCUUUGGCAUGGUAGCGGCAAAAAUUACGAAUAAACUAGUGAUUGCCCACAUGACGAAAGCUGAGAUGGAGUAUUUGGACUGGUCAUUACUGGGCCCAGCAUUAUUGUUCCUCAAUCAGUACUUUAAUUGUAUUGUGCCAGAGAUUUGGUUGCUUUGGUUUACGCUAGCCUGGGGCACUCAGGAUUUACUACGUUACUGUGCGCAGGUUUGUUUAGAGAUUUGCCAGCAUCUACGGAUCGACCUGUUUAGAAUACCGUAUAGCGCCAAGGUCUCGAGCACCUCGUCGGUGGGCAGCCAGAUAAAUUUCGGAGUGGAUAAGAAUGGUAGCACAUCACACCGAAAGUCUAAAAACAAACUACACUAACUGUAUGCUGCAUCCAUUCAUUAAAAUUCCUAAGAAAGUUUCAAAUAUUUUCGGUGUUAAAGGAAGUUUAAACAGUUUUAAGCUUAACCAAACAAAAUUUACCGUCGGAAUGUUAAUUCAGCAAAUAAUAGUAUAAUUAAUUUAUAAAUGUUGUAACCAAAAAGAUAAAAGAUAAACUGGAGGCAGAUCUAACCAUAUAUAUAUAUAUAUAUAUAUAUAUAUAUAUACAUAUAUAUUUGGUGUAUAAAUAUAUUUUAUAUAGUUAUGUAAAUUGUAAAAACUAAAAUAUCCUGCAGUUUUUAGUGGAAAAAUGAAUGGCGUGCUUUAAGCUCAAUUAACUGUUAAGUCAAAGCGAUUAGUUUUUGGAAUUCCUUCAUUAAAUGAUGAUUUUCUUUGAUUUAAUUGGGCAAUCGUCUGAUACUGAAUCAUAUUUCUGUUAUAUUAUUAUUUAAAUUCGUAUAGGAAAUUAGUGCUUUAUUUCUUACUCACUGAAAGAAUAUACCAUUCUAUAAUGUAUGUACUAUAUAUAUUAAGAUAUUAGUACUGAAGUAUAUUAUAUUAAUUUGUGUAGUAAGCCAAUAAUCAUUCUAAGUGGUCACUGAAUUAAAAAUGCAUUCGGUUUUGAUUUAACAAAAUUUAUGUUGUAUUCAAAUAAAGAAAUAAAUCUUGAGCAAUAGAAACUAUUGGAA
Drosophila mojavensis is the source of this 2723-nucleotide messenger RNA. It is a transcript of the gene bbc, whose product is annotated as choline/ethanolaminephosphotransferase 1. Gene Ontology annotation, cellular component: endoplasmic reticulum membrane; Golgi apparatus. The record is from RefSeq and is a predicted model, not a curated record. The transcript has 8 exons. Gene Ontology annotation, biological process: phosphatidylethanolamine biosynthetic process. Lineage: Eukaryota; Metazoa; Arthropoda; Insecta; Diptera; Drosophilidae. Gene Ontology annotation, molecular function: ethanolaminephosphotransferase activity; diacylglycerol cholinephosphotransferase activity. Bases 535 to 2034 code for a protein of 499 amino acids.